Messenger RNA from Eremothecium sinecaudum, 1812 nucleotides. RefSeq names its product protein phosphatase 2A structural subunit TPD3 (gene TPD3). The record is from RefSeq and is a predicted model, not a curated record. Gene Ontology annotation, biological process: protein dephosphorylation. Bases 1 to 1812 code for a protein of 603 amino acids. Lineage: Eukaryota; Fungi; Ascomycota; Saccharomycetes; Saccharomycetales; Saccharomycetaceae. The transcript has a single exon. Gene Ontology annotation, cellular component: protein phosphatase type 2A complex; cytoplasm. Gene Ontology annotation, molecular function: protein binding; protein phosphatase regulator activity.
AUGACUGAACGAAGUGAAGAUUUAUACCCAUUAGCUUUACUAAUGGAUGAAUUGAAGCAUGAUGAUAUUGCGAAUCGAGUGGAGGCAAUGAAGAAACUAGAUACAAUUGCAUUGGCGUUGGGUCAGCAGAGAACUCGAGAUGAGCUUAUUCCUUUUUUGACCGAGGUGGCUCAGGACGACGAGGACGAAGUUUUUGCCUUUCUUGCUCAGCAGUUGGGAAAAUUUGUACCUUUUAUUGGCGGUAGUAACUAUGCUACAUUGUUGCUCCCUGCGCUUGAGAUUUUGGCAUCUACUGAGGAGACACUGGUCCGUGACAAGGCAGUUGAUUCGUUAAACAACAUUGCCCAGGAGUUGUCCCAGGAGCAGUUGUUUCACGAUUUUAUUCCGUUAAUUGAGAACUUGGCUACGAACGAAUGGUUUUCUUCUAAAGUAUCUGCGUGCGGGUUAUUUAAGGCCGUAAUUGUCCGUGUUAAGGAUGAUAAGUUUAGAAAGGAAUUACUUGCACUGCUUCUGCAGUUAGCGCAGGAUGACACCCCAAUGGUCAGGAGAGCAGCCGGAAGGAAUCUACCAACUUUGAUCGACCUUUUGACGCAAAAUAUAGACUUAUCUACAAAUGAGGAUUGGGAUUACAUAUCUAAUAUGUUCCAGAGGUUGAUGGCGGACAAUCAGGAUUCAGUAAAGUUCCUCGCUGUAGAGGUAUUAAUUUCUAUUCUUAAGUUUUUUAAUAAAAAGAACGAUGCUACGCAUACAAAGGGUCUGUUGCAUUCGGCUAUACAGCUAAUCGGAGACGAAGCUUGGAGAGUUCGGUACAUGGCCGCGGACAAGUUUGAAGAAUUGGCUUCCCAGUUUACAGCUGAUCCUUCUUAUAUUGAGGCGUUGGUACAGCCAUUCUUGAACCUAUGUGAAGAUAAUGAAAGUGACGUCAGAAAGGCUGUUGCUAAACAAAUACCAGGAUUUGCAAAAUUGUUGGAAGAUCCUCAGGUUGUAUUGAAGAAAAUCCUCCCGGUUGUGCAGACGUUAUGCAUUGACGAAAGUGAAACAGUUCGGACUUCCUUGGCAUCAGAAGUUACUGGCUUGGCUCCAUUAUUGAGCAAACAGGAAGUUAUUGAUAAUCUACUCCCAAUCUUGUUGAAUAUGCUGAAGGAUGAUUUCCCGGAGGUCCGCUUAAACGUGAUCGCCAAACUAAAGAUUAUUAAUGAAGUCACUGGAAUUGAUUUCUUGUCGGAAAAUUUGUUACCGGCAAUUACUGAAUUGGCUAAGGAUGACAAUUGGAGGGUUAGACUAGCCAUCAUAGAGUAUAUCCCAUUACUAGCAGAGCAACUAGGUGUUGAAUUUUUUGAUCGACAGCUAACUGACUUAUGCCUUUCUUGGCUAUGGGAUACUGUAUACUCGAUCAGACAUGCUGCAGUCAUCAAUUUGAAAAAACUAACAGAAAUAUUUGGGUCUGACUGGUCUGAAGAGCAAAUCAUCUCAUGCUUAUUGAAAUCUGAUACACAUAUCUUAGAAAAUUUUGUGUACCGGAUUACACUACUUUCCGCAUUAACAGAACUGGUGCCAGUUGUUUCACCGCAAGUUAUAACCGAUAAAAUUUUACCCUUUAUCAAUCAUCUAGCCAAUGACAAUGUUCCAAAUAUAAGAUUCAACGCCGCUAAAUCGUACGCCGUUAUCGCUGAGGCAUUGGAUGAAAAAUAUGCUAGUCUUAUUAAAGACACUGUAAUUGUAGCUCUGGAAAAAUUAUGUCAAGAUAACGAUGUUGAUGUCAGGUAUUUUGCAAGCCAGAGUUUGGAAAAAUGUAAAUCCAUUCCAGGUUAG